This is a messenger RNA of Styela clava, 2808 nucleotides long. Lineage: Eukaryota; Metazoa; Chordata; Ascidiacea; Stolidobranchia; Styelidae. The record is from RefSeq and is a predicted model, not a curated record.
AACCACAUCCUAUACCAAUUUAUGUGCACAACCAAGGAGGAAGGAUAAUGUUUCAUUUGGAUUAAAAACACAAACGAUAUUAAUGUGACUGAUCAAUUUGUGACAAGCAAACUCGUAGGCCCAACUCGACGACAGCGAACUAAUUUAAUUGUGUAUACUUGGAAAGUCUGUCACGAUUAACUUAACUGGUAUAUGUCAAGGUUCUGCUUUAGGCCCCUUAUUCUUUUUUGUUUAUACAGUUUAUUAGAUUUUAGUAAAAUUAACUAAAUACUAUAAAUGAUUGUUCAUACAGACUUUGUAUUCAGAAUAUUAACUAAUUGUUCUGUGCACUAAAUGUUUUUAAAUCGUCAUGCACAGGCCACCAAUUUUCUAAUCGUACAAUAAAUUUAGGUGUGGUAAAAUAUGAAGCCAUAUUUUUUCAUGCGUAGUACUUCAUAUGCUCGGACAUUUCCAGGCCUUUGUAAGGGACUGCCUAACAAUAAAUAAAAUUUUCUUUGUUGUUGAACGAUGGUUAUAGUAUAUUAUUAUAGAGGCGUAUUGCUUGACGACGCAAGUGCUUUGUGUUUUAUUGGAUCUGUCUGCGAGCGAAAGAAAACGUUCAUCAAGAAUAUAAUUUAAAGAUGGUAAAAUGUUUACAUGUAUCAGGACGUCAGGCCACACUCUGUAAAGUCCUGUCCAUUUUCCACUUCUAAUAUGAAGAAAAUUCUUGGGAAUUCAACGAUGAUAAAAAAUGACGAGACUUUUUACAACAUUUGUUCCAAUUUUAAACAAAAAGGGACAAGAUCAUGUUGCAGAAAGGAAACUUCUCCUGGCAAUAAAUCUUCAACUUCAGACUCUUCCAGUUUUUACAACCUUUUACCUCACUGUCCGAGCAUAGAAUCCUGCCAAACUAUUUCUGAUUGGAAAUUCCAGAUGCUAACAAGUAAAAUUAAUAGGAUGUUUGCCAAGAAAACCUUGAAGACUCCUGAACUUGUAUUGUACUUCCUGCCUAUUGGUCCAUUUCCUGAAUUUGCUCAUGAGUUCAAAUGUCAAGAGUCAAAUGAGUCCCUCUUUCAACUGUUAAUAGCUUUUAUAAAAUCUUUCUUUCCUGGUUGCAUCAUACGGCAUAUACCAGAAGUCAGUAUUUCAGAAAUAAAAGCGAGAAAUCGAAUCCAUGAAUUGACUGGAAAACCUCAAUAUCUUGUUUCAGAUUUGUUAUUAUUCCUGCAGAAACAGUUACCACAAAAUGGAUUUGCUAUCAUUGGUUUAACAUGGCAUGAUAUGUUUCCUUGUGAUAAGUUGAACUUCAUAUUGGGACAGGGUAGUUCCCAACACUCAGCUUGCAUAUCAAGUUUUGGUAGGUUUGAUCCAAAUUAUGUGAAGGGGUUCAAAGGUCAACAGGAAGGAAUCCUACCUCAGGAAAUGAAAGAUGUCACAGAAAUCAAUGGAGAUGUUUUAUGGAAAUUAAUGAAGGUAAUCAGCCACGAGACUUGUCAUGUAUUUGGGAUUUCUCAUUGCAAUGUGUUCGAAUGUUUGAUGAACGCCAGCUCAUCUACUGGUGAAGCAUUAACACAACCUUUGCAGCUAUGUCCACUGUGUUUAAGUAAACUUCAACAUCUGCAAAUAACUUUGAGGUCUUUUGCCAAACGGGAUGAAGUCACUGUCCGUGGUCAUUUCUCAUCUUUGUUAAAUUUUCUUCAAACGACCUUUGACCCUGAGACUUCUCCAGACCUCACAAAUCAAAAAAUACAAGACACCAUCGGGUGGUUGAAAAAUAUGAUCGAAUACUUGGAUUCAUAAGUUUAUACUCAGUUUUUGAGUUCUAAUUAAUUUGACUCCAACGCCAAAAAAACAUUCAAACCUUGUGUGGGAAAUUAUGCACUAGACCAGUGGCUCUCAACCUUUUAUGGCUUCCAGAGGGUUUCAGCACUUUUGUCCCCUCAAUCCAGGAGUAUUGAUAGUGUUAUUAUGAUUGGUAGAUUCUAAAUCCCAUUAUGUUCAAGCAAGUCAUGCUUGUGAACACACCAAAUAACCUUAUAAAGAAAUGAAAUUAGGAAGUACAAGAGUUUUCUUGUGAAGUGAAAAGUAAAAUCAGUUUUCUCCUAGCAUUGUGGUCCCCUUAAACUGCUCUGUGCGCCCCCCAUGGUUGGGAACCGUCGCAUUAUACGAUUUCUGGACUAUUCACCAUUAGUUUGACAAUUGGCGUUAAGAUCGUACUUGUCAUUUCAUCUCUGAUUACUUUAUGCUUGGGUUCGCAAGUUAGAAUUCUGUUCGGGAUAGUUAUGUGGAAGAGGAUUGCUGCUUCUUUCUUGUUGCUAAACUUUUCGGCUUUGUCCGCCAUCUAAAAUGAAUGAUUAUCAAGACUGGUAACGGGAUAAGAGGCGCCAUACAAUUUAAUCAGUUGUUCCCAAACUGCAUCCAUGGCCAUUGUAACGAUUUAAUAAGGGCCAGCCGAGCUCCGAAAUAGUUUAAUACUUUAUGCUUUUUGACUUCUUGUGUUCUAAAUACCAUCCAAUUGUCACAUCAUUAUCAAAGUUCAAGCAUGUGUAUAUUUGUAACACGUCAAUUAUACCGGUAGGCGGUAUCUUAAUUAUACGUACCGGCUCUUCCCAUCCACUGGCCCGUGAAUUCAAUUAUAUCGAUAUUUUAAUUUAACGUACUGUUACUGGACCCUUGUGGCGCCCCCUCUCCUGGCCCACGAAUAUCUUUCCACUUCUAAUUUUGGCCCCCCCGCUGUCUCUCCCGGGAUGAAUAUAAAAAUCUAGAAGGUUGUGUAUGUAGUACUUAUAUAUUUCAUUGCUCUUCAGUACAUGUAUCACACAAUCUUAC